Molecule: messenger RNA, 636 nt
Organism: Lineus longissimus
Lineage: Eukaryota; Metazoa; Nemertea; Pilidiophora; Heteronemertea; Lineidae
Product: spore coat protein SP96-like
Exons: 2
Coding region: 1-636 (211 amino acids)
Source: RefSeq, a predicted model, not a curated record
AUGUCUGCAGUGGCAACAACAGCUGAUAUCAUCAAACCGACUCCCUGCAAGAAGCCAUUGACAAUGUUCAGGGGCGACCGCACAGAACAACCGAUAGCUACAGGAAUAGCCGGCGCAUUUGGUUCUGGGGAAUAUCAGCCAACAUAUUUCAAUGACAGGGACCCAUCUCCAACGCCAUCAAGGGCUUCACCACAAGAUGAUAUGCCAAUUCGAAGCCCGCAGUCACCUUCACCACCAUUAUUCCUGUUAGCUCAAUGCCGUACGCCACCGACACAGCUGACACAAAGAAGCAGCAGUUCCCCAGACCUUCUCGCCACGGCCUCGGUCGCCAACCCAUCUCGGUCCCAAACCCCUGAAUCACCCCCGAGAUGCAGGCCCUCGUCUGUCACACCAUUUCUCACUCGACAACUUGCUGCUAGAACAACGACAUCAGCUUCAAGUGCUAGAGGAACAACAUCAGCUACAAGUACUUCUAGAGGAACAACAACAUCAGCUUCAAGUGCUACUAAAGCAACAACAUCAGCUUCAAGUGCUACUAAAGCAACAACAUCAGCUUCAAAAAGAUGUGAAAGAGACAACCCAUAUUCUGGUAAUGAUUCAAAGAAUACGAGCAAGAUGACUGCAUCGGAAUACUAG